AUGAUGUGCACUCAAGCAGCAUUCAAUUACUAUCUCUUGUUAAUUCUGGCCUCCAUUUUCAUUGUCUGCUCCACAGGUCAAUUAGCACCUGGCAGUCCCGGGAUAGUGACGGUCCCGUCGGGCACGCCGCCGGCAAGCACGAGCACGAGCAACCCAGCUCGGUGGUGCGUGGCCAAGAGCGGAGUGGGGCAGACGGCGCUGCAGGCUGCACUGGACUACGCGUGCGGGCAAGGCAGGGCGGACUGCGGGCCAAUCCAGCCCAGCGGGACUUGCUUUAGCCCUAAUACACUGCAGAAUCACGCCUCAUAUGCUUUCAAUAGCUACUAUCAAAAGAGUUCCGGCCAGGGCUCCUCGGCCUGUGAUUUCUCCGGUGCAGCCACAUUCACCACUACUAAUCCAAGCACUGGUUCUUGCAAUUAUCCCACAUCGUCAUCACCAACUACUACUACACCUUCUACAACGCAAUUUCCACCACCAUAUUUACCGGGGUUGGCUACACCACCAACCAUCCUAAACGGCACCAACCCUUCUUUGGGAGGCUUAGGUGACAGCCCACUGACCGACGACAGCUCUUCACUUUCCAUCUUCACCAGACUCCACCACCACCUGUUUCUCGCCUGCAUUAAUCUUUUCCUCAUUAGGCUUCCACUUUUCGAUAUCUAA
Messenger RNA from Striga hermonthica, 663 nucleotides. The record is from the annotation of a GenBank genome assembly. NCBI's taxonomy places the organism in Eukaryota, Viridiplantae, Streptophyta, Magnoliopsida, Lamiales, Orobanchaceae.